This is a messenger RNA of Columba livia (rock pigeon), 580 nucleotides long. RefSeq names its product thymosin beta-12. Gene Ontology annotation, cellular component: cytoplasm. The transcript is spliced from 3 exons. NCBI's taxonomy places the organism in Eukaryota, Metazoa, Chordata, Aves, Columbiformes, Columbidae. Gene Ontology annotation, molecular function: actin monomer binding. Gene Ontology annotation, biological process: regulation of cell migration; actin filament organization. The coding region runs from base 148 to 285 and encodes 45 amino acids. The record is from RefSeq and is a predicted model, not a curated record.
AAGCAAUCCCAGUACUAAACUAAUCAAUAUUAAUAGCGAUGGGCUGGGGCGGGGGAGGAGAGGAGGGAUUACCCUGACCUUUUUCAACUCACACUGCCUCAGACAGCCACCAAGCAGCUGAGGAGGGAGCAGCCAGACGGACCCAUCAUGUCCGACAAACCAGAUUUUGCAGAAAUUGAAACAUUUGACAAAACCAAGCUGAAGAAGACAGAAACCAGAGAGAAAAAUCCAUUGCCCACUAAAGAAACUAUCGAACAGGAAAAGCAAAGUGAAAGUACAGCCUGAUAGUAAAAUUGAAGAUGUGGCUGCUGCUUCUUCAGUGGGGUUUUGGAUUCCAAAUUUGGUUGUUUUGUUCUGUCCCCCCCCAUCCCAUGUUUGUGUCCCAUUUAUUUUAGCGAACAUUUGCUCCUUAAUGUUCCCCAGGGAAGAAGUUUGGUUUGUGUUUAUUGAACAAGAUACUAUGUAUUUGUAUUCUUAAAACUGUAAUUCCAAGUUCUGUAUCAACCCCAUUACUUGCCAAAAUAAGCAAUUUGCAGAAUAAUUGUUUUUCUAAACCUCACAAUAAACAGGUCUCUUCUGA